ACUGAUUUGUUGAACAUUUUUUUUUUCUACGCCCUUUCUUUCUAAGACUCGAAUUAAAUACAUUAUUUUAAUGGCUAUACUGUAUUUGAUCUAAUUGGGAUUUGCAAUGUUAUAAAAACAUAAACGACUGUCUUCCCUUCGUCUUGUACAGUUAGUUAGCUAAUUUUCACUUGCAACUCACUAGCUCGUCGGGUGGUAUGUUGUUGGGUUGGGCGGAGAAGGCAACUAAACGUUGGCUAGUUUAGCAGGCUCGCCGGGUGGUUGGACUCAAUGAACGGGAUUGGUAACUGAAGAAAGCUGAAUUUACUAACGCAGAAUGCAUAAGGAAGAGGAGGUGGCCAAGCUGCAGAAGCACCUAGCCCUGCUGAGGCAGGAGUAUGUGAAGAUGCAGCAGAAGCUGGCUGACACAGAGAGGCGAUGUGCCGUGCUGGCUGCUCAAACCUCUGGCCAGGGCUCCACCAACACCUUCGGAACCGGGGCAGGAGACACUUUCAUCAGCCGUCUGCUUGACAUCGUGGCCCAGCUCUACCAGCAGGACCAGUACAGUGAUCUGAAGGUGACGGUUGGAGAGAUGACACUCAACGCUCACAAGUUUGUCCUGGCUGCUCGCAGUGAUGCCUGGAGCCUGGCCAACCUGGCCUCCACCUCAGAACUGGACCUGUCUGAUGCCAAACCGGAGGUUGCCAUGGCAAUGUUGCGCUGGGCCUACACAGACAACCUGGAGCUCAGCGAGGACGAUGCCUUCCUCAUCGACCUGAUGAAGCUGGCCAACCGCUUCCAGCUGCAGCUGCUCCGAGAGAGGUGCGAGAAAGGGGUGAUGUCAUCGGUGAACGUGAGAAACUGUAUCCGGUUCUACCAGACGGCCGAGGAGCUGGAUGCCACAACCCUCAUGAACUACUGUGGAGAGAUCAUCGCCAGCCACUGGGAUGACCUGAGGAAAGAGGACUUCAGCACUAUGAGUGCUCCGCUGCUCUACAAGAUGAUUAAGUCUAAAACGGAGUUCCCUCUUCACAAAGCCAUCAAGGUUGAGAGGGAAGACGUGGUCUUCCUCUACCUCAUUGAGAUGGACUCGCAGUUGCCUGGGAAGCUGAAUGAACUGGACAAUAAUGGGGACUUGGCCAUGGACCUGGCUCUGUCUGGUAAACUGGAGAGUAUCGCCACAACGCUGGUCAACAACAAGGCAGAUGUGGACAUGGUGGACCAGAGUGGUUGGAGCCUUCUGCACAAAGCCAUCCAAAGAGGUGACGAGUUUGCCUCGACUUUCCUGAUCCGCCACUCGGCCCAGGUGAACGCGGCCACGGUCGGCGCGGUGGAGACCCCUCUGCACCUGGUGUGUUCCUUCAGUCCCAGGAAGCACUCUGGGGACGUGAUGAGUGGCAUGGCCCACAUCGCUGAGGUUCUGCUCAAGACAGGGGCCAACCCCAACAUGCAGAACAGCAAAGGAAGAACUCCUUUGCAUGAAGCGGUGGUGUCGGGGAACGAGCCUGUGUUCAACCAGCUCCUGCAGUGCAAACAGAUGGACCUGGAGCUGAAGGACCAUGAGGGUAGCACAGCUCUGUGGCUGGCCCUGCAGUACAUCACCGUGUCCUCUGACCUCAACGUUAACCCCUUCGAGGACGAAGCUCUGGUGGUGGAGAACGGAACAUCGUUUGAUGAAAACAGCUUUGCAGCCCAGCUCAUGCAGAGAGGCAGUAACCCAGACGCACCAGACACCGCCUCAGAGAACUGUCUACUGCAGAGGGCAGCAGGUGCAGGCAAUGAGGCUGCCGCUCUCUUCCUGGCCACACAUGGGGCAAAGGUCAACCAUGCCAACAAAUGGGGUGAAACCCCUCUCCACACUGCGUGUCGUUGUGGUCUGGCGGACCUGACGGCAGAGCUGCUCCAACAGGGGGCUAACCCUAACCUGCAGACCCAGAAGGCCCUCCCCGAUGAGGCCCAGGGGGUGUCCCUACAGAGCCCCCUACACAUGGCCAUUGUACACAACCACCCUGAUGUGGUGUCAGUCAUCCUGGAGCAGAAAGCCAAUGCUCUUCAUGCCACCAACAACCUGCAGAUUAUCCCAGAUUUCAGCCUCCUAGACUCCAUGGACCAGACGGCGUUGGGUCUAGCCCUCUGGACAGGUAUGCACACCAUAGCAGCCCAGCUCCUGGGUUCUGGGGCAUCCAUCAACAACACCAUGUCCAACGGUCAGACCCUGCUCCACAUGGCCAUCCACAGACAGGACAGCAAGAGUGCUCUGUUCCUCCUGGAACACCAGGCUGACAUCAACGUGAGGACCCAGGAGGGAGAGACGGCGCUGCAGCUGGCCAUCAGUAAUCAGCUCCCCCUGGUGGUGGACGCCAUCUGCACGCGGGGGGCGGACAUGUCCGUGGUGGACAAGAGGGGGCACCCCCCUCUGUGGCUGGCCCUGGAGAAUGGCCUAGAGGACAUCGCCUCCACACUGGUCCGACACGGUUGUGAUGCCACCAGUUGGAGCUCUGGUCCCUCAGGCUGUCAGCAGACCCUCCUCCACAGGGCUGUGGAUGAGAACAACGAGGUCACCGCCUGUUUCCUCAUCCGCAGUGGUUGUGAUGUGAACAGCCCGCGGCGGCCAGGCCCUAACGGGGAGGGGGGUGAGGAGGCCAGGGACGGACAGUCACCCCUCCACCUGGCAGGCAGCUGGGGGCUGGAGGAGGUGGUACAGUGCCUUCUGGAGUUUGGAGCCAACGUCAACACACAGGACGCAGAGGGCCGAGCUUCAAUCCACGUUGCCAUUAGCAGCCAGCACAGCGUCAUCAUCCAGCUGCUCAUCUCCCACCCGGACAUCCGUCUGAACGUACGUGACCGCCAGGGCAUGACCCCCUUCGCCUGCGCCAUGACCCACAAGAACAACAAGGCUGCAGAGGCCAUCCUCAAGAGAGAGCCUGGGGCUGCCGAACAGGUGGACAACAAAGGGCGUAACUUCCUGCAUGUGGCGGUGCAGAACUCUGACAUCGAGAGUGUUCUGUUCCUGAUCAGUGUCCAGGCCAACGUGAACUCCCGUGUGCAGGACGCUGCCAAGCAGACCCCUCUACAUCUAGCUGUUCACGCUGCCUCCGAAAUGAUCGUCCGUAACCUGCUGCUGGCCGGGGCCAAAGUGAAUGAGCUGACCAAACACAGACAGACCGCUCUACACCUGGCAGCCCAGCAGGACCUGGCCACUAUCUGCUCUGUGCUGCUGGAAAACGGAGUGGACUUCACCGCUGUGGACGAGAAUGGCAACAAUGCUCUGCACCUGGCCGUAAUGCAGGGUCGGCUUAAUAAUGUGCGAGCCCUUCUCACAGAGUCCAACAUCGACGCAGAGACCUUCAAUCUCCGGGGCCAGUCACCGAUGCACGUCCUGGGGCAAUAUGGGAAAGAGAAUGCGGCGGCCAUCUUUGAGCUUUUCUUGGAGUGUAUGCCCGAGUACCCUCUGGACAAAGUGGACAAUGAAGGGAACACCGUUCUGUUGUUGGCCUACAUGAAGGGCAAUGCUAACCUGUGUCGUGCCAUUGUGAGGUCUGGUGCACGUAUGGGCCUCAACAACAACCAGGGAAUCAACAUCUUCAACUACCAAGUAGCCACCAAGCAGCUGCUCUUCCGCCUCCUAGAUAUGUUGUCCAAAGAGCCCCCGUGGUGUGAUGGAUCAAACUGUUAUGAAUGUGCUGCCAAGUUUGGAGUCACCACAAGGAAACAUCACUGCCGUCACUGCGGCCGCUUGCUCUGCCACAAGUGUUCUAUAAAAGAGAUCCCCAUCAUCAAGUUUGACCUGAACAAGCCUGUGAGGGUCUGUGAUGUCUGCUUCGACGUGCUGACUCUGGGUGGGGUGUCCUAAUGCAGUGGACAGCCUGCUCCUCCAUCCUUCUCUCCCUCCAUCUUCCCACCACCCCGACACCAUAGGCUGGGCAACAACAGGAGAUCGAGUGUCUCGGCAGUGGCAGCCAGGGAUAGUUAUAGGACAGAGUUACAGACAGACCACAACCUCUGUACUAUUCAUUCCAGUCUAUCAAAACAUGUUAGCUAAUGUUCCAACAGGACUUAAGAAGUAGAAUAUAAAAACAUUGUGCAUUUUUUUUUUAAAUCAAAUUAAUCACGUAGUGAAAAUUGGAUAAAAUGAAAGUAGCUUGGCUUGACUCAAUGACUCCUGGACUGGUUGGGGAGAGGUAGAUGUUAAUCGUAUUGUCAUGAUUUGACCCGAUAUCAUUCAUCAGGUGUUUGAAGGAAUCAUGAGAAUCAUUGAUAAACUUGUGACAGUGUUAGAUUGAAUCAUUGAUGAACAUGUAAUGGUGUCAGAUUGAAUCUGUGAUGGUGUCAGAUUUAAUCAGUGAUGAACAUGUAAUGGUGUCAGAUUGAAUCAUGAGAAUCAGUGAUGAAUCUGUAAUGGUGUCAGAUUUAAUCAGUGAUGAACAUGUAAUGGUGUCAGAUUGAAUCAUGAGAAUCAGUGAUGAAUGUGAUGGUGUCCUAACCUUGGUCUCGGUUGAGAGCAGACAGACAGCACGUGUGCAGCAGCCGACCUGGCCUACUCAUCAAAUGAACCCAUCACUGCACUGUGCUGGUGAGACAGGAAACAGCAGCCGAGCUUCCUGCCCUCUUAAGACCUGCCCUGCGUUACAAUCAGCUGACCUUUGUCCCGAAAUGUGCACUUGUUCACUUCCCUUCAUGGAUUCAGAAGAAAAAGGACUGGUGUAUUUUCUCUAUAACUGUUGGCUGUGUGGCUGGUUCUAUAUGAACAAGAGACGGGUUGGUUGGAUUUUAAGGGAAUGGAGUUGACUAUUUUUCAUAUACAAAAAAAUACAUCUAUUUGAAUUGAUGAUUCAAUGAUGGAAUUAUUGGAUUCAAAUGUUCAUGAAACACUAAUUGGGUUAAAUAUAUCGCUUAAUUAACUCUCAAUACUUAGUGAGACUGCUUUAAAAAAAAAAAAAUCUUUGAGAUUAUAUUCACAUGAUUUGAAAUGUAACGGAAUAAAACAACCUUAAGUGUUUCUUGACCACAAGGUAAAGGUUUAUAGCAUCGGUAAGUGGGACUAGGCACUCAACUAUCACGUGAGUUAUUUUCUAUCAGAACUGGACAGGCUGAGAACAUCUUUACCAUUGAGGAUUUGUUAGUCCCAAAAUGCAAAAUAAUUAUUGCUUUGAAAUUUUACUUAUGAUAAAAUACCUAUUAUGCUUAUGCAUGUCAUUUAAUUUGUAGCCUAAAACUUUUGUAUUGUCUUAUAAUAGUGUCUGUUUCCCAGACCACCACAGUGUACAUUCCAAGUCCAUGAAAUCUAGGUCUUUAGUAAGGUGGUGUUGUUGGGGGGUUUAUAUGUCACAUGCUCCAAUUGGUGUUGUCUUGACCUGCCAGGCUAGUUUCCCAGACCCAGAUUAAGAUGAGUCCAGGACAACGACAACAAAAAAAAGCACUUUCAAUGAACAUGUUCAGGCCUUUAGUCCAGAAAACCAGCCUGUAUGUUUUAAUGCGUCUGGAUUACAAAACCUAACAGGUGCACUUUAUCAAAGAUCACAUGACAUUUCUGACAUAAGGGGAGAGAAUGUGAGAGGAGUUGGUGGUGGCCAUUGGUCUACUAUAAGCAUUGUUAAAUUGUACAGAAAUGUAUAAUAUUUUUGACCACUACAACUGUUUUGUACUUAAUGCAGUUUGUGCUUUUUUGUUUGUGACAACUGAAAUGUUUGCCUCUGUUAAUCUUUUCUGAACGUUGUUCUCUCUCUGCGCAGAUAUCUAGCCCGUCUCUUCCAUGUCCUUUUUUUUUAGAGAAAAAGGGGAGGACAACUUUUCAUAAAGUUCAUCAAAAAUAAAACACAGAAUUUUGUUUUUCACUCUA
Oncorhynchus keta (chum salmon) is the source of this 5818-nucleotide messenger RNA. RefSeq names its product rabankyrin-5-like. The record is from RefSeq and is a predicted model, not a curated record. Bases 317 to 3832 code for a protein of 1171 amino acids. Lineage: Eukaryota; Metazoa; Chordata; Actinopteri; Salmoniformes; Salmonidae. Gene Ontology annotation, molecular function: protein binding; metal ion binding. The transcript is spliced from 25 exons.